Corticium candelabrum is the source of this 1727-nucleotide messenger RNA. RefSeq names its product transcription initiation factor TFIID subunit 3-like. The record is from RefSeq and is a predicted model, not a curated record. Gene Ontology annotation, biological process: positive regulation of transcription by RNA polymerase II. Gene Ontology annotation, molecular function: transcription factor binding; protein heterodimerization activity; p53 binding. The transcript is spliced from 6 exons. Gene Ontology annotation, cellular component: transcription factor TFIID complex. The coding region runs from base 12 to 1568 and encodes 518 amino acids. Lineage: Eukaryota; Metazoa; Porifera; Homoscleromorpha; Homosclerophorida; Plakinidae.
UACGGACAAAAAUGACUGACGGUUGUUGCCUUGACUUCGUACGACGAGCUGUAGCGCAUAUAUGCCGUUCUGCAGGGUGGAAUUGCAUCAGUCAGUCUGCACACGACACUCUAACAGACGUUCUGCUUCUUUACGUUGAGAGUUCUGCUAGGAUUGCUCAGACUUGCAGUCGGCACUCGUCUAGAACGAUGCCUACGCUCGACGAUGUUGCGUUCAGCAUUCGUCACAUAGGUGCUUCUCUGUCAGAGCUCUUGUCACAGCCAGAAGACUUACCAGCUCAUGAUAUCCAAACUGUAUGGGAUAAACUUCCGGCUUCCUAUCUUACUCAUUCUCUAGUAGAAUCGGAGCAAGCAGGGAUCUCAUUGGAUAUGGUGGAGAGGCAGCCUUCUGAAAAUGUUAAGGAUUCCACAAGUGUUAUUUAUAGUAAUGAAGCAAAUUUUAGUUAUGAAGGAGCUGAAUCACACAGUGUGUCUGGACAUGGUUCACACCUUCAAGUGCUUGCUGCUUUUAAUCCAGAAGUAAAUGUCAAUGAUAUCAGUCCUGUUGACAAUAUUGAGAUGAAACCUAUUGAUCACGACUUAGUUGAAGUGUCUGAUCCGUGGGAAUGGCCAAGUGUUGUGAAGGCAAUAGACUUGACUCACAAGGCUUCCACAUCUGCUUCAAAGCAGUUACUUGUACAGUCUGAUAAGAAACUUCCAAAACCAGAACCUACAGCGGAGAGUCCUGUACCUGUCAGAAGUAGUACAUUUUCUAGUGAAAACAUCAAGACUGAAGAAAGAAACAGUACUGAAAAGACUGUAGCACCCAUGCUAGUGCAUACUACAGAUGAUCAGAGGGUUAUCUUUUCAAACAGAGAUCAGCAGAACCAAACAGCUGUUGCACAACUUGACCAUCACAAAAUCAAAAGCCAUUUUGGCAAUGAUGCUCAAGCUCAAACUCAAGAAAGAGUUGUAGGUGGAAGUAAAGCAGCUCUUUUCAAGAUCCCAAAGUUGAAAUUGAAGGUUGGGGCUCAUGGAGAAUCACCAAGUGAUUCUGGACAAAUGUCUCAUCUCGCUGUUGAACUUGAUCCAAAACAUCAGAAAAUUAAGAAAAAGAAACGGAAAGCCAAGGACAUUGACAAAGAGUCUAGAAAAAGUGGAUUAAGUAAAUUACCUAAGAAAGCCAAACAUAAAGACAAAGCAAAACAAGCUACUUUACCUCUACAGCCUGAAAAGUUAGCCAUAAAUACCACAGGCAUUGUGGCUUCAGCUGCAGCCCAUCAUGCAGAAAUACCAAGCAGUGUGCCAUCACAACCAACAGUUGUUUCUCAAACCUUACCAUUUGAGCAGCAUCAGGCUCAACUAGCAGCCAUGCAGUCAGAGUAUCAUUGUCCAGUAUGUCGCAUGUCUGACAUCGAUGGUGUUCCAUGGAUUACAUGUGAUCGAUGUAACAAUGACAUCUGGUAUCACCUGUUCUGUGUAGGACUUGCACAUGAGCCAUUAGUAGAUGAAAAGUGGUUUUGCCCAAAGUGUCAAAAGAAGAUCAACAAACAGGCAAGGCAACAGUCAAAACAAAGUCAUAUUAUGUAAUUGUAAACACUGACAUUGUUUUCACCAUGGAAUUGGAAAUUGUUCGUAUGAGUUUUGCUUAGUGUGUACCAAACCUUGAGCAAAGUCAGAGCAACUGUGAAUUCAUUUUCUUUACGUUUUCUUUUCAAUCACUAAUCAAGAACAGACUAGACCCCAGAU